AUGGUGGAAGGAAAUGUUCUAGUCAUCUCUAAUAGAGUUCCAGUUACAAUCAAAAAAGGUUCUGACGGCAACUAUCAAUACAACAUGUCAAGUGGUGGAUUGGUUACUGCGCUUCAAGGGCUAAAGCAAAAAUUUCAAUGGUUUGGCUGGCCUGGUUUGGAAGUUCCAGCUAUUGACCAGGAAAAGGUGAACAGUGACCUUAAAGAGAAGUUCAAUUGCUUUCCUAUCUAUCUGAGUGAUGAAAUUGCAGAAUUACACUACAAUGGAUUUAGCAACUCUAUUUUGUGGCCCUUGUUUCAUUAUCAUCCAGGAGAAAUGAAUUUUGAUGAGGCUGCAUGGGCAGCUUACAUUGAGGCCAACAGACAGUUCUGCAAAGUUAUAGUUGGUAAGAUCGCUGAUAACGAUCUUGUUUGGAUUCAUGACUACCAUUUAAUGUUACUCCCACAAAUGCUUCGACGUCAAAUUGAUGAACAAGGACUCAAGAAUGUACGUUUAGGUUUUUUCUUGCACACGCCAUUCCCUUCAUCAGAGAUUUAUCGUAUUCUUCCUGUACGUAAGGAGAUUCUGGAAGGGGUGUUGAGCUGUGAUUUGAUUGGAUUCCACACCUAUGAUUACGCUCGUCAUUUUACGUCGUCUGUGGAACGAAUUCUGGGCUGCAGAACAACUCCAACAGGUCUUACGUAUGGUUCCCACAAUGUGUCCGUUGGAGCGUAUCCUAUCGGAAUAGAUGUGGACAAGUUCACUACAGGGAUCAAGCAGCACUUGGUGCAGGAACGAAUUCACUCAUUACAAAAACGUUUUGGUCAAGGAGUGAAGUUAAUCGUCGGGGUGGACAGGCUUGAUUAUAUCAAGGGAGUUCCACAAAAGCUACAUGCUUUUGAAAUAUUCUUGCAGGAGCAUCCAGAAUGGAUUGGCAAAGUUGUCUUAGUUCAAGUUGCUGUACCCUCAAGAGGCGAUGUAGAGGAGUAUCAAACACUUCGUGCCACUGUUAAUGAACUUGUGGGACGUAUCAAUGGCCAAUUUGGCACCAUAGAAUUUGUUCCUAUUCACUUUAUGCACAAGUCUGUUCCCUUCGAGGAGCUGAUCUCUUUAUACGCUGUCUCGGAUAUCUGUCUCGUUUCAAGUACACGGGAUGGAAUGAAUCUUGUAUCCUACGAGUAUAUUGCAUGCCAGCAGCAAAAGAAGGGAUCUCUGAUAUUGAGUGAGUUCGCUGGAGCUGCCCAGUCAUUGAAUGGUGCAAUCGUGGUUAAUCCGUGGAAUACAGAAGAGUUAAGUGAAGCAAUUUAUGAAGCUCUAUCCCUACCCGAAGAAAAGAGAGAAUCUAGUUUUGAGUCUAUGUUCAAGUAUAUCAGCAAAUACACAGCUGCAUAUUGGGGAGAAAACUUCGUCAAGGAACUCACAAGGGUAGGUAACAACAUGUAA
Molecule: messenger RNA, 1422 nt
Organism: Komagataella phaffii GS115
Lineage: Eukaryota; Fungi; Ascomycota; Pichiomycetes; Pichiales; Pichiaceae
Exons: 1
Coding region: 1-1422 (473 amino acids)
Biological process (GO): cellular response to heat; trehalose biosynthetic process
Cellular component (GO): alpha,alpha-trehalose-phosphate synthase complex (UDP-forming); cytosol
Molecular function (GO): alpha,alpha-trehalose-phosphate synthase (UDP-forming) activity
Source: RefSeq, a predicted model, not a curated record